Molecule: messenger RNA, 1234 nt
Organism: Aplysia californica (California sea hare)
Lineage: Eukaryota; Metazoa; Mollusca; Gastropoda; Aplysiida; Aplysiidae
Product: piggyBac transposable element-derived protein 4-like
Exons: 1
Coding region: 395-1234 (279 amino acids)
Source: RefSeq, a predicted model, not a curated record
UUAGUAAUAGUGAGGAGGAACUGGAACAAGAUCCAACUGAAAUAGACAGAUUAUUCAAGGUGAGGCCUCUUGUCAACGCCUGUCUGGCACGUUUCCCCAGUGCAUAUGCACCGCACGAGACCCUGCUGUGGACGAAGCACUCUGUCUUUUCAAGGGCAGACUUUCGUUUAAAGUCUACAAUCUGGCUAAGCCACACAAGUUUGGCAUCAAACUAGAUACUCUCUGCGAGUCAUCAAGUGGCUACUGUCUUUAUUUUGACAUUUUCAGCGCUCAGACUUCGCCUCUUCAGGGUAAAGCUUCAACUGCUGGUCUGCCAGCAACUUCAGGUCAGACUGAGAAAAUAGUCGUCAGCCUUCUACAGGCAGCCAACGCUUUAAGCAAGGGCCAUGUGUACAUGGAUAAUUAUUACACUUCCCCAGCUCUAUUUCACUUCUUGUGUAAUAAAAACACUUUUGCCUGUGGUACUGUCCGCAGCAACAGGAAGGGUUUGCCUGCAGCUUUUGCAGACCCGAGGAAUGCAAAGCUCAAAGACGGGGAAACUGUUGUCCACCUGCAGGAUAAGUUGGUAGCCAUAAAAUUCCAGCACAAGAGGACCGUAAACAUGCUAUCGACAAUCCAUGAACCGACGGGCUUCGCAAAGUACAAACCAAGACGGCCACUCGUCAUGAAGCCAACCUGCAUUCACGACUACUGCAGUAAAAUGGGUGGGGUUGACUUGAUGGACCAAGUGACCCGGUAUGAUGAAAUUUCGAGAAAAUCAUUCAAGUGGUGCAGGAAACUUGCAUUUUAUCUUAUCGACCUGUGGAUGGUCAAUGCAUAUCAACUGCACAGGAAGUUUUCCCCCCACAGGAUGUGCCACUCGGAUUUCAGAGAGGCAGUGAUUACUUCUCUUGUGGCCGAAGCAGCGUCGGUCAGUCAGCCAGCAUCCCAGAGAGGAGCAAGCCGUGCCCCCUCUGAAGCCAGACUCACUGAACGACACUUCAGUAGCUAUAUUCCAUCGAAGCCUGGUGCCAAGAGAAAGCAUGGUGCUAAAGACUGUGUAGUCUACAACCUACCUUCCAGCUCCAGGGAAAAAUUCAAGAGGAUACAAACCAGUCACUGGUGCGAAGAUUGUGAGGUACCUUUGUUCUACCCGGACUGUUUCAAAUUGUUCCAUACUGUUGUGGAUUAUAAGCAGGAGGCCAGGCGGAAAGAAUAUAUGGGACUUUCAAGAAGCAGUGACUUACCAUUGUGA